CAAUUCUAUUGUCUCACCCAAAUCAAAACGACAGCUUGCUCUUCCAUUCCUGAGGGCGAGGCGAAGACUGGUAGGAAAUGGGAGGGGAGCCAUGAACGUUAGUUGAGUUGGGGGGUAGAGAGAGAAAGCUUGGAUCGACAGGAAGAAGAAAGAGAAGAAUAAGGAGGAACAAAAAAAAGGAAGAAGAAAGAAAAGGAGGAGGAGGAGGGUUGAAUUUUAGAGCAGCCACGAAUUAAUCGGCGGUCUCAACUCUCAAGAGAUGUUUGGGUUUUUGGGAGGUGGAUUUCUGGAGGAGGUUGUGAUUGUAGUCGGCUUGAUAAUCGUUCAAAUUUUUUAUUCGGUUUAUUCAGUGGCUGUGGCUCGUCUUCUGUCUAUUGGUUUCAGCCCUCUCUUUCUCACUAUCUGUGGAACUCUUGCCACCUCUGUCGUCCUCUUUCCUCUCUCCAUUUGUUUUGAAAGGCACAAAUGGCCCAGGGAAUUCAGUCUCAAAUUGCUGAUUCAAUUAUUGCUUCUUGGCUUUGCAGGGGUAACUCUUUUCCAAGUCUUCAUGCUAAUAGGCGUCAAGAUGACUUCUCCAGCAAUUGCUUCUGCCAUGCCCAAUCUUGCUCCAGGGCUCAUCUUCAUCAUCGCCUGCUGUCUCGGGUUUGAGCGAAUCAACCCAAAGUGCAUCUACAGCAAGAUCAAGAUCAUAGGAACUGUUGUGUGCAUAACUGGGGCAGUUAUAAUGAGCGUUUUAUAUGGUCCUGGAGUCUCAAAAGCAAUUCCGGAUACAACAGCAAAAUCCCCGACCCUAAAAGUACUUACCUUGAUUGAUAAAGACAAUAUCAUCGGUUGCAUCUAUCUACUUUCUGCAGUUUUCAUCUUAUCGUGUACCAUUGUUUUGCAGGCUGCAGCUUUGGGUGAUUUUCCGGCACCUAUGUCGGUUAGCGCCAUUACUUCCUUUAUUGGUGGAAUCCUAACUUUAGUUGUACAGUUGAUUGAAGACCAUAGAAUUGAUACUAGUUGGCAACUUGUGAGUGCUCUUCAAAUUAUCGAGUAUUCUCUAUUGCUAGGAGUUUUCAGUGGACUAUGCACUAGUUUUAGUGCUUGGGCAGUGAAGAAAAGAGGCCCUGUCUUUGUGUCCAUGUUCAAUCCCAUUGGAACUGUCUCCUCUGUCACUCUUUCUGCCAUCACCCUAGGUGAUUACAUCACCCUAGGAAGCCUGAUAGGAAUGUUGAUCAUGUUUACGGGACUCUACUUUGUGCUAUGGGCUAAGAAGAAUGAAGGAUAUAUUGUCGAAGAAGAUGUUCUGAAGUUGAAACAAUGUGAUUCAGCGAGGCCUCUCUUGAGCUAAUAUUUUCUUCAUUUCAUCAGCCAUUAGUUCACUCUCUCUGUAUUAUAUAUACUCAAGUUAAUUAGAACCUCAGACUAAAAUUGGCUUAAUUGCUUCUUCAAAUGAUCUAGUCAUUGACAAGAUGUAUAUUUAACCUGAAGUAACACAGUUGGAGUCAAAUCAAACUGUGAAACCAUGAUCAUUGGUGGUGAUGUAUUUUAAUUUAGGGCUUUGGAUGCUAAACAUUAGAAUUUUACAA
This is a messenger RNA of Nelumbo nucifera (sacred lotus), 1571 nucleotides long. It is a transcript of the gene UMAMIT7, whose product is annotated as Nodulin MtN21 /EamA-like transporter family protein. The record is from RefSeq and is a predicted model, not a curated record. Gene Ontology annotation, cellular component: membrane. Gene Ontology annotation, molecular function: transmembrane transporter activity. NCBI's taxonomy places the organism in Eukaryota, Viridiplantae, Streptophyta, Magnoliopsida, Proteales, Nelumbonaceae.